Molecule: messenger RNA, 8032 nt
Organism: Notolabrus celidotus (New Zealand spotty)
Lineage: Eukaryota; Metazoa; Chordata; Actinopteri; Labriformes; Labridae
Product: pleckstrin homology domain-containing family A member 5-like
Exons: 31
Coding region: 473-4822 (1449 amino acids)
Cellular component (GO): cytosol
Molecular function (GO): phosphatidylinositol-4-phosphate binding; phosphatidylinositol-5-phosphate binding; protein binding
Source: RefSeq, a predicted model, not a curated record
UGUCAUGCCUGCUUCGUAGUUUGACUGAUUCAGACAGGUGUCACUCAGGUAGGAAGAGCCGGUCACUUAUCGUGUCUUAUCCUAUUGUGUGAGAAAGGUGGGACAGAAGAGGGACGAAGCGAGUAGAAUGAGUAAAGAUGAAAACAGGGCGAUCGACAUAUUAAUAGUGAGCACACUGUGAGCCGUUGCUAAUGCUAAUUAGCCGAAGCUACUGCUAGCAUAAGAAGAAGAGUGAGUGUGUUGGAGAAACCAUAUUUCUGCACCGGGUCACAGUGUGCCUCAGAUGCUGUGAAAUUACCGGAAGUGGUCUCUGCAGGGGAGAAGACAUCCGGCUUCCUGGGUGAGGUUAUCGUCACACAAUCGGAACAGAAAGGUUGUAAGCGCGCACGCGGUAUCCGUGGUGCGCGCCUGGCACGGCGCCGCGCACUCCAGCCCUGUGUAGUAAGCAGAGCAGAGGAGCUCUCAGCUAGACAUGGCGGCGGACCCGAAGCCGGACUGGCUCUCCUGCCUUCCCUCUUCUUGGAGUUAUGGGGUGACGCGGGAUGGACGCAUAUUCUUCAUCAACGAAGAAGCAAAGAGUACAACCUGGCUGCAUCCUGUUACUGGAGAGGCUGUGAUCACGGGCCACAGAAAAACUCCAGAUUUACCAACAGGAUGGGAGGAAGGAUACACAUUCGAGGGAGCUCGCUGCUUCAUCAACCACAAUGAACGGAAGGUGACCUGUAAGCACCCGGUGUCAGGCGUCCCCUCCCAAGACAACUGCAUCUUUGUCGUAAAUGAACACAUGAGUUGUGGAAAGCUUGUCCACCCUGACAGGCCUGCAGAGGCUCUCGACAGGACGGCUCCUAAGGCUUCCUCAGAGAAGGACGGCAGCAGUGACAAGAAGGAACGUCCCAUGAGCACUAUGAGUGAGGCGUCAAACUACACAGGGGGCUCGGACUACAGCACCUUCCCCGGCAGCCCGACCACCAACGUCACGACAGGAACCACCACCUCCACGUCAUCUACACGGCCCUCCAGGUCUUUCAAAAAAGUACAUAACUUCGGGAAGAGGUCGAACUCCAUCAAGAGGAACCCCAAUGCUCCAGUGGUGAAGAGCAACUGGCUUUACAAACAGGACAGCACAGGCAUGAAGCUGUGGAAGAAGAGGUGGUUCGUUCUGUCCGACAUGUGCCUCUUCUACUACAGAGACGAGAAGGAGGACAGCAUCUUGGGAAGCAUCCUGCUGCCCAGCUUCCACAUCUCCAUGCUGUCGGUGGACGACCACAUCAGCAGGAAGUAUGCCUUCAAGGCCACUCACCCCAACAUGCGGACGUACUACUUCUGCACUGACACAGCCAAAGAGAUGGAGUCGUGGAUGAAAGUCAUGACGGAUGCCGCUCUGGUGCACAUGGAGCCGGUCAGGAGGAUGGACAAGUUGAAAGUGGACCAGCGGGCUCCUCAGGAGUUGAACAACUUACUGAACCACAGAGUCCUGACCCGACCCGAGAUCCAGAACAACGAGCGCAACCGCGAGCCUCUACGACAACACUCCCUGUCUCGACUGGACGACAAACGGCAGAAGGACAUCGAGAAACACAACAGCCAGAGGGAGCGUGAGUACUACACCCUGCAGAGAGACGGAGAGAGGUACUCCCUGAAGAAAGAUGGCGUCAGCUACACACUUCAGAAGGAUGGAGAGAGGUAUCUCCUCCACAAGGACGGAGAGAAGUACCUGCUGCGGAAAGACGGGGAGAAAACGUACCUUCACAAAGACGGAGAGGUGUGUGCCAUUCACAGGGAGCUGGAAAAGUACGCCGUUCAGAAAGUGGACGAGAAGUACACGUUGACGCCGACAGAGGAGAGAUACGCUCCAUCAAAAGACGGAGAGAAGUACCUGCUCACGAAGGACGGAGAGAAAUAUGCACUGCAGAAAGUGGGGGACAGACACAUGCUCCAAAAAGACGCUCAGAAACCGGCUCCACAUAAAGAGGUGAAGAGAGCGCUGUCGCUAAAGGAGACGGAGAGAUACGGCACAAUGAAAGCUGACAGCAAAUACGGGACGAUACAAGUGGUGGAUAAAUACGGCACGGUGAGGGAGGUGAAGAAGUACGCCACGCUACGAGAAGGAGAUAAAUACUCCAUGUUUAGAGACGCAGAGAAGUACGCUACGAUCCGCGGGGGAGAAAAAUACGGCUUCCAGAGAGACCCGAGUGCAGAGCGGCCUCUGACCAAAAUCAGCAGCAUCAAGCUGCAGCCGGCUCAGGCCGCUGCCAUCGCCGCCGCCGUGUCUGCAUCCCGACAGGCCAACAUCAACGCCCAGAAACCUGCUCCGGUGAACGGCUCCGGGUCAACGCAGGGGGAGCUGGUUGUAGACUGCGGCCCAGCAGAAGGAGACUCCAGCCAAAUUGGGGGUCCAGUCAAGUCUCCUGUUCCAGUCCAGGAGCCAGAGAGGGGUCUCUCCAGGACCAACUCCAUGCAGCAGCUAGAGCACUGGGUCCGCACGCACAGGAGAGGAGUGGAUGACGACGCCCGGAGUGUGACUUCCUACCAGACCUUACCCCGGAACAUGCCCAGCCACCGGGCUCAGAUCGUGCCCCGCUACCCAGAAGGCUACCGAACGCUCCCUCGAAACAGCAUGAUGAGACCGGACAGCAUCUGCAGCGUGGCGGGCUCCGUGUACGACCGGGCCCUUCGUCCUGCCUCCACCAGCACCGUCAUCACCACGGCGGAGAAGAGGAGGUCAAUGAGGGACGACACCAUGUGGCAGCUGUACGAAUGGCAGCAGAGGCAGGCCUUCUCCAGGCACAGUCUGGCUCAGCCCACAGCUGUCAGUCACUAUGGCACCCUGCCCAGCACAAAGACCAUGGGCAACAUUUCUGAGCACGCCGUGGCACAUUCCAUCCCCACCUCGCCGUCUCAUGGCUCCCUGGCUCUCUACAGCACCUUCUCCCCUCCUCGCCAGCAGGCUCCUCACAACCCCGGCAGCUCGCUUCCAGAGGUGUCCUCGCCCGUCUUCAAGGGGGACAUGACGCUGGAGCCCAGGCACAGAGCACACCUUGUUAAGUACGGCUUCCAACCCGACCGACGAUCCAUCGCAGGCAGCGUCCCCCCUCAGAACAUCACUGCCCAGUCUCUGCAGGGCAAGACGCCGGAGGAGCUGACCCUGAUGCUGAUCAAGCUCCGCCGGCAGCAGGCGGAGCUCAACAGCCUGCGGGAACACACAGUAACUCAGCUGAUGGCCCUCGGUUUGGAGGGGCCCAACGCGAAGAUCGGCCCUGAAGACUUCAAGGAUGGCGCCUUCGUCCAGCGCACAGAGGAGGCCGACAUAGAUACCAAACUGAGCAGACUGUGUGAGCAGGACAAGGCUGUUAGGAUGCAGGAGGAGAAGCUGCAGCAGCUCCACAGAGAGAAGCACACUCUGGAGACGGCGCUGCUGUCUGCCAGUCAGGAGCUGAGUGAGCAGGGCGGCACAAGCGCUGCAGCCACGCAGAGUUUGGUCCAGCAGAGAGACGUCCUGCAGAACGGUCUGCUCAGCACCUGCAGGGAGCUCACCAGAGUCAGCACUGAGUUGGAGCGCUCCUGGAGAGAGUACGACCGGUUGAGUGCGGACGUCACGCUGGCAAAAACCAACCUGCUGGAGCAGCUGGAGGCCCUUGGCAGCCCACAGACAGAGCCUCCCAGCCAGCGGCACAUCCAAAUCCAGAAGGAGCUGUGGAGGAUCCAGGACGUGAUGGAGGCACUGGCCAAAAACAAACCCCAGCGCAGCAUGGACGGCGGGUUCCCCGGUUCCAAACCGCUCUCCAGUCAACAGAAGAACGAGCAAGCUCCAGACUACCGGCUGUACAAGAGCGAGCCUGAGCUGACCACGGUGAAAGAAGAGGUGGAUGAGGCCAACGGGGAGGACAAGGACAAGACAGAGACGUCCGCUGAGAGUAAAGACCCCACAGCCUCAAAAGCUCCCCUUCACCCUGUGGGCAUCGUGCCUCCCAGGACCAAAUCUCCCAUGAACCCUCCGGAGUCCUCCACCAUCGCCUCCUACGUCACCCUGAGGAAGACCAAGAAGCCUGAACCCAGAUCAGACCGUCCGAGGAGUGCUGUUGAUCAGAUGGGAUUUGGGGACCGAGAGAUUGGCAGGCCGAGGAUGAGCGUGGAGGAGCAGCUGGAGAGGAUGAGGAGGAAUCAGGAAGCUACGACGCUCCGAGAGAGGAGGAGAGAAACGCCGUCACGCUCACCCUCCUUCAGCAAAGACAACCCUUUUAUGACCCUGCAGAGUCGGGUGCAGGCGGAGGGGGCCUGUGCGGACCCCGUGGAGCUGGAGGCAGCUCUGCAGCAGCUGAAGGUGUCUCACAUGGAGCAGAGCAGAGAGGCUGCAGAGCCUGAAGAGGCCAGCACAGAACAAACAGCACAGGAGGUGCAGAGAGCAGAGGGCGUGACCCUGCAGAGCGUGAAGGAGCCGCAGGCGGAGACCAACAGCAUCGACAGCGAGCUGUGCGAGAGUCAGAGGGUGGUGAUCCUCGACCUGCACACAGAGCCUCAGCGUGUGGAGAUUGUAAACUUUCAGCCUUUUGAGGACGAUGAGAGCAGAGACCAAGACCUGACCAGCUCGCCGACCAACACGACCACUGAGAACAGCAGCUUCCAGACUCCCGAACCCGAGACGCCGAGCCCAGAGCCUCACGAGGACGAACCGGAUGUGACGCAGCAGAACAUGAAAGCGGAAAAGCUGGAGAAGAGCCUGGACUCCAACAAGCAGCUGACAGCAGACGACAAGAAGCUCAACAACAACAAUAACAACAUGUUGGCUGCGCAGACUUUCACCUUGGUGACCAGCGACACGUGAGCGACGCCGGCCUCGACGUCCACACCGGCGCCCCGUAAAGCCCAAAUGUAGCCAGCCUGCACCGAGCAUGCUCCAUGGCUUCCUGCGUUUACAACAGAACUCCUUUGAUACUACUGUUACCAUGCCCACGAGGAGACUGAGACUGAGAGGGUGACGGCCUCCAAACGGACUGAUCACUGAGACGGGCCGCCAUCACAUCCUGACACAGAGAGAGGCUGACGUACUGCACCUUUAGCUCCUGUUAGAUCUGUCCAUUCUGUAUGUCCCUGAGCUAACAAACAAACCUAUGGAGUCCUAUCGCCCCACAACAUUCCUGCUCAGAUUGUGAAAUGGUUUAGUCGUACAAUUAAUCACUUUGAGAUAAAACACACCUGCACAACGACCUUCAUAUGACACACACCGCUGAAUUCAGAAAUAUGGUUGCAUAAGAAAGGUGUGUUAGUCAGGACGAGUGUUGAUCCUUUUGUCAUCCUCCUUUGAGUCUUCUUAGAAAAUCUAUUUAGAGCAACGAUUGUUUUAGAGUUUUAUUGUGCGUCAAUCAAGCAGAGUUUUUAAUGUUUAAAGACAAAAGGUUGGAGCAGGAGGAGAGCAAACGCUGAGUCAUCAGCUAACGCUAUCGGGGGUUUGGAUAGCUAGGUGCAUCUGACAUUUUAAAACAGCGAUGUUAGAUGGUGUGCUAAAUCUGACAAGGCUGGAAACUAAAUGUUCUUACAGGAGUAAACAAACAGCUCACACUGAACGAGACAUCUUCAUGCAAUGAUAAAUAAUGGACGAAGACUCGGUGAUGUCAAGCUUUGGUUUCAGAAGAGGCCAUUGUCAUAUCAGGAAAGCUGACCCCAACUAACUCUCAGUCUAUAUAUGGGCAAAGAGGAAGAGCAGGCCACGCCCCUCACUCUGCUUUAUUCAGUGUUGCCAACUCCUCAGUAAGGAAAGUAGCUAUUGGCUGUCCUAAAAGUUGCUAAAUUAUGUCAUUAGUUAAUUUGCAUAAUGGAAAUUGUAAAGGACGCUGAAGGAGAGACAAAAAGAGAGUAAAGAACACUCUAAAUAUGUUCACUUAGGAGCAUACAACAAUUCAAAACAGUAAAACAUGAACAUUUUCAACAUUUAUAUUGUAUAAAAUCUAAAUGGACCAAAAGAGACAGUAGACCAGAUCAGCCAGCGGCGUCUUUGUACAAGCGCAAUACAUUUGCAGUCUGGACUCUGAGGGUGAACGCCUCCUGCUCUUACUGCAGCUAGGUCCCCAAAAGUCUCCAAUUACAUCAUAACAAGUUUCUAGAUUUGUUGCUUUUUUUAAAAAGAGUCAAUGAAUUAGUCUGAAAACUCGCUAAAUGUAGCGACAAAUCAUCUAAGUUGGCAACACUGGCCUCAUUGUGCAAACUUAAAAAAAGAUGAGUCAUAAAAACUUCACCCAAAAAGUCGGUACGAAUAAAGAAAUGAGCUACAGAGACAAAAACUGUUUUUAUACCAGGCUGUAAACAUGUUUACCUGUGCUCUUAAUAAGACGUUUUAAUAUGAGGCUCUAUAGAGAUGGCUCACUUUUGGAACCAGCCUCUAGUGGACACUAGAGGAACUGCAGUUUAUUUUUUUUUAAGUUAGAUUUUUGGGCACUUUUGCCAUUAUUUGUUAUGACAGCUGAAGAGAGACAGGAAACGUGCAGUGUUUGGUGCUUCUGAACUGGAUUUAUUUUACAACAUCAGAAGUUGCCGUCUGAUUUUACUCUCAAUGGGACCAUAUGUUAAAAAAACGAACGUCAUGCUGUAUUAAAUAAAGAUUGAGAGUGAAAGUCAUGAAGAAAAUGUUUACCGAGAAGUAGGACCACUAACUCUAAAACUUCUACACUUCUUUCAUAUUUAUUUUUGCAUCCAGCACAGUCGCCCCCUGCCGGACAUUAGAGAGAAUGCAGGAUUACGGCAUUUCUGAAUUUGCACAUUUUUCAGAUGUGAUCCCAAAUCCACUUUUAAUACACCCUUCUGAUUUCUAAGUGAUUUUUUUGUAGUCUCAACAAAUUCAGUUCCCAUUAUCUUGGGAAACACUUUCUACAAUGUCCUCUGAAGUUUACGCCAACAAAACCAUCGUGUGAAGAUUGAAAAAACAUCUGCUCUCCCUGAGUCCAGUAAUCUAGCAGACUGCCUGAUGCUGCAAUAUGUAGAUAGAUUACCAUGAUGUUGUAAAACAAUUGUUUUAUAGUUUAUCCGAUCAGCUAGCUAAACACAGCAAUCAACAGUCAUGCGUUUCGAGCUAUAGAUAUAUCGUAAUCACACCAUUUCACAGUCUGACUUUGUGACGUGUCCUGGCGGUGAUAGAGCUCCAUAGAAACCUACUGCUGAAAACAUACACACAUCGAUAUACAGAACUUUUGAUAAGUAUUAAAGUCAUUUUAACGUUAUAAUUAUUAAAGUAUUCUACUGAUCUGGAGGAGGGAUAUUAGCUGUGACCUGGUGGCUGGAGGUGAGUGUACAGCUGUAUAUAGGAGCUGAUGGGCUAAGCACCAAAUCUCAACACACAUGCAGUGCUUUACUUUAACCCCGAAGUGACCGCCGACGCUCUUGAGUUUGAUUCUGCUUGUUGGUUUGAGAGCGGAGGCUCCCUUAUCGCUCUGUUUCCACAUCUUUUGCACCUGCAACAUUACAGAUGGUCCUUCAUUGGAUAUACAUAUAUAAAUAUAUAAAAAGUAUAUAUAUGAACAUAAAGCUUAUUUUUACUUCAACAAGGUGCCACUUCAUGCUGCUGUUUUCCCUUUUUUUUUUGGACAGACAGAACUCAGUAUUUUGCAGAGGUUGUGAGUAUUUAUGUUGAGCAGACACACACAGUAUGUGAAUGUUUUGUGUCCUUUCUUCGUUUCUCUCUCUCUUUGGUUUACACGACGUAGGAGAUCUACAGUAAAGAAGCCGAGGACGUGACACAGAUUAGACAUUUUUGCGUUUGACUCUGUCCUAUGUGGUGACGAAUCAGAGAAUAGCACACGUACGAAGCAAUAAGUAGGACUUUGGAGCUCCAGGACGUAAAAGAAAUUUAAAAGAGAUGUAUAAACUGUAAAAAAAAACAAAAGAAGAGUUAAAACCAGAUAACGUAAUUUAUGUACACACUGAAAAGAAGAGCGAAUAUUAUAACUAUCAGAGGUUAUUAUUAAUAUUAUUAGGGUCAAUAUGCAAAAAGUUCAUACCCCAUCUGUUUUAUAUCAUGUGAAAUAAAUGUUGAUGUUCUUAAACA